CACAGUCCAAUCCUACCUACACAAUGGCACCACCUGGGCGACGAAAAGUCGGCGGACCUGCUCCAAGAGUUGGCUUCCAGAGACCUCGCCAACUCAAACGCAAGCGAGAAGAAGAAGACCUUGACGUCUUGACCAAGCGAGUUGCGGAACUUGACCCCAAAUCUUCAACACCACCCGAGAACCUCGUUGACCUCCCUCUGUCCCAAGCCACGCAAGAUGGUCUGUCGGCAUCCCACUUCAAGACCCUGACUACCAUCCAAAGUCGGACGAUCCCCCUAGCAUUGCAAGGCCUCGAUAUCCUUGGUGCCGCAAAAACGGGCUCUGGCAAGACCCUCGCUUUCCUCAUCCCCGUCCUAGAAAACCUCUAUCGCAAAAGAUGGACCGAAUACGAUGGGGUUGGUGCCCUCAUCCUUUCUCCCACCCGCGAACUGGCAAUCCAAAUCUUCGAAGUCCUCCGCAAGGUCGGUCGCAACCACACCUUCUCAGCAGGCCUGGUCAUCGGAGGCAAAAGUCUAAAAGAAGAACGAGAGCGCCUGAGCCGAAUGAACAUUCUCGUAGCAACCCCGGGCCGUAUGCUACAACAUAUGGAUCAGACCGCUGAAUUGGACAUCGGCAACCUCCAAAUUCUGGUGCUUGACGAAGCCGACCGCAUCAUGGACAUGGGCUUCCGACAGACCAUCGACGCCCUGGUCGAGCACCUCCCACCGAGCCGCCAGACCCUCUUGUUCAGUGCAACCCAAACCAAAAAGGUCUCCGACCUCGCUCGUCUCAGCCUGAAAGAACCCGAGUUCGUCUCCGUCCACGAAGCAGCCGACAGCGCAACCCCUUCGACCCUGCAACAGAACUACGUCCUGUCUCCUCUCGCUGAGAAACUCGACACGCUAUGGUCGUUCAUCCGUGCCAACACCAAGAAGAAAAUCCUCGUCUUCUUCAGCUCCGGCAAACAAGUCCGCUUCGUCUAUGAAUCUUUCCGACACCUUCAGCCAGGUAUCACCUUGCUCCACCUGCACGGCCGCCAGAAACAGACAGCACGCCUGGACAUCACAACUAAAUACUCCAACAGCAAAUACGCCUGCCUUUUCUCAACCGACGUCGCCGCCCGAGGCCUCGACUUCCCCUCCGUCGACUGGGUGGUGCAAGUCGACUGCCCUGAAGACGCAGAUACAUACAUCCACCGCGUGGGCCGUACAGCACGGUACGAACGCGACGGCCGGGCGGUGCUCUUCGUCGACCCAAGCGAAGAGGAAGGCAUGCUCGCGGCUCUCGAGAAGAAGAAAGUGACUCUUGAAAAGAUCAAUGUGCGCCAGAAGAAAAUGCAAAACACUAUCCGCAAUCAAUUGCAGAACAUGUGCUUCAAGGACCCCGAACUCAAAUACCUCGGCCAGAAGGCAUUCGUCAGUUACGUACGAAGCGUGCACGUCCAAAAGGACAAGAAUACCUUCGACCUGAAGAAACUCGAUCUAGAGGGCUUUGCGGCGAGUUUGGGCCUCCCAGGGGCCCCGCGCGUAAAAUUUGUGAAAGGCGAGGAUGCAAAGGCUAGGAAGAACAUGCCGAGACAACUGCUUGCCGCGUUGGAGGGCAGCGACACCAGCGGUGACGAAGGCGCGGACGGCGAAAAGACCAGACAGAAACAAAAAGCGGUCAGAACGAAGUACGAUCGCAUGUUCGAACGACAGAAUCAGGACGUCCUGGCCGAACAUUACACAAAACUCAUUGAAGAUGACGAGGACGAGGAUGAACACGAAUCAGACUCCAAACCACGAACCAACGACACCGCCGCCGAUAAGGACGACGUGAACGAUUUCCUCUCCGUCAAACGCCGUUUCGAAGCUGGCGACGCCGCUCUCGACCACAACUCCCCCAACGACACCGACUCUUCCAACCGCGAAUCUUCCAAUGAUGACAAACACCCCUCGACUUCGGCUCGAGAGAUCAGAGCACUCAAACUGUCCGACAAAGCCGAGCCCCUAAUCAUCGACUCGAACCGGCGCGAAAAACUCUUGUCCUCGCGCAAGAAACUCCUCAAAUACAAGGGCCGCGGCGCGCACCUCACGUUCGACAGCGACUCCGACACACCCAAGGACCGCAAAGCGUACCGCGACGAGAGCACCUUUGGUCCCGACGCGGCGCAGAAGGAGAAGGAAGAAUUCCUCGACCGCGAGCGCGAACGCGCCAAGGAGAUGGACGAAGUCGACAAGGAGAUCGCCCGGCAGAAGAGGCGAGAGAAGAAGGAGAAGCGCAAGGAAAGAGAGCGGGAACAGCGCGCCCAGGAGGAGGCGGAGCGGUUGGGUGACGGCGCCGAUGAAGGCGUGCAACUUGCGCCUUACGAGGAGGAUGAACAGCAAUAUGAAGAACGAGGCGACGAACCUCCACGGAAGAGGCCGAAAAAAUGGUUUGAAGAUGCGUCGGCGUCGGACGAGGACGAGGCAGCGGCAGCGGCAGCGACAGGCGACCGCAAGACGAAGACCAAAAAGAAGAAAGGUAAACGUCAGCCAACUGAUGUGGAAGAUGAACAGCCACGGACGCUGGAGGAUCUCGAAGCCAUGGCAUCUGGUCUGCUUGCGAACGACUAGUUACCUAGGGAGUUCACGUAACCAGCUUCUAUAGACCUUGGAACGUCCCAUCGUCCAUCGUCCAUCGUCCAUCCUCAUAGCUCCCAAUAGAAUGGUGCAAGUGGAGCGCAGCGUCCUUCUUUUUCUUCCUCAUCCUCUAGCUAGCCAGCAUCGAGACGAGACACAUGAGAUCUCAAGUCUAGGUAGCCUGCUUGUGCGACGGAUCAGAGAAUAUCGUGUUAAAGGACUGGUGACUCAGUCUAUACUGAAACUGAUUUGCGAGCUAGUCCCCGUAUAUACCUAGGUAUUGUUCCGAGCGGUCGAUGAACAUGAG
Messenger RNA from Exophiala xenobiotica, 2886 nucleotides. RefSeq lists its product as uncharacterized. Gene Ontology annotation, biological process: rRNA processing. The transcript has a single exon. Gene Ontology annotation, cellular component: nucleus. Bases 24 to 2573 code for a protein of 849 amino acids. Lineage: Eukaryota; Fungi; Ascomycota; Eurotiomycetes; Chaetothyriales; Herpotrichiellaceae. Gene Ontology annotation, molecular function: ATP binding; nucleic acid binding. The record is from RefSeq and is a predicted model, not a curated record.